GGUAUAAAAGUCAACGUAUUCUCGCAUUUGCCACACAAUAGUUGAUCACAACUUUACACAAAAUUAUUUUAAAUUUAUUUAUACUAAACGUUGUAAAUCUAUUGCGAGAAAAUGCCGAUCGAUCUGUACUUCGCUACUUUAAGCCCACCGUCUCGGGCGGUGUUAAUGACACUCAAACAGCUUAAACUCGAUGUUAAUGUUAUUGAUGUGAAUCUCCAGAAAGGGGAACACUUGACAGAGGAAUAUCUUAAGAGGAACCCGCAGCACACUGUGCCCACUCUUGUGGACGAUGGCUUUUCUCUUAGCGAGAGUCGAGCUAUUAUGCAGUACUUGGUGUCAAAAUAUGCGCCAAACAGUGCUCUCUAUCCGACCCAUGAUCUCAAGAAGAGGGCACACGUCGACCGACUUCUCUACUAUGAUAUGAGCAUUGGUUAUGCCAUACGGGACGCAGUGAUGAUCAAAGUAAUGAGAGGAGUGGAACCGCACGAGAAUUCAGUCAAAAACUUCAAAAACAAUUUCAAAGUUUUGGACACUUUUAUCGGUGACAACAAAUACGUGGCCGGAAAUGAGCUGACAAUCGCCGACAUCUCCUAUCUGUCAACUCUGACGGCUCUUGCGCUCAACGAUUACAAAGAAUUGGAUGACUUCCCGAACGUUAAGAACUGGUUCUUCAGAAUACAGAAAGAAUUGCCAUAUUUUGAUGAAGUGAACGGAAAGAUUCCAGAAUUGAUCAAACAAUUUGCUGCAUCUAAGAAGUAA
This is a messenger RNA of Medioppia subpectinata, 759 nucleotides long. The record is from the annotation of a GenBank genome assembly. Lineage: Eukaryota; Metazoa; Arthropoda; Arachnida; Sarcoptiformes; Oppiidae.